ACUCCUCCUGAGCACUUUCACGGCCGCGUACCUCUUCCACGAGCUUUUUAUUUUUUGUUUACUUGUGUGUUUGUUUGGGAGUUGGCCGGAAAUCAACAUGGAAGACGCUGCUGUCCAAUCCGUGGGAAGAAGCGGCGGCAUCGUGAUUAAAGACGACUGGCCGGGCUACAGUCUGGACCUCUUCAGCUACCCGGAGCACUACUCCGGAGACCUGGAUUGUGUCUUCAUCCCGCACGGCGUGAUCAUAGACAGGACCGAACGUCUGGCUCGAAACAUCAUGGACGACCUGGGCGACCACGACAUCGUGGUGCUGUGUGUGCUGAAAGGAGGCUACCAGUUCUGCGUCGACCUGGUGGACAGGAUCAAUGCCCUCAGCCGCAACUCCAACCGCACCAUCCCCAUGAGGGUCCACUUCAUCCGGCUCAAGAGCUACCUGAAUGACCAGUCCACGGCGGAUCUUCACAUCGUCGGAGCAGAGGAUUUGUCUUUUUUAGCCGGAAAGAACGUACUGAUUGUGGAGGCUAUCGUCGGCACCGGGAAGACGAUGGAGAAGCUCCUGAAGCACGUCGAAGCCUUCCAGCCCAAAAUGAUCAAAGUCGCGGGAUUGCUGGUGAAGAGAGUGCCACACAACGCAGCGUGCCUUCCUGACUACGUCGGCUUUGAGAUACCCGAUCAGUUUGUGGUUGGAUAUGCUUUGGACUACAAUGAGUAUUUUAGAGACUUGGAUCACAUCUGUGUGAUCAACGAAAAAGGGAAGAUGAAGUACAAGAUUGAAAAAGAAGAACUGCAGAAGGAGGCGAAUGCCAUCCAACAGAAAGCCUGAGCAUUGCCGCUCACUUCCAGCUGCCGCCGUGACAUUUGAUCUCGAGCAUGCCCCGUUUUAUUAUAACAUUCCUUCCACGAAGCGUUUUAACAACAGACACUGACAUUUAACUGGUCAUCUCAAAAAAGCAAGUACAUGCCUCACUGUGAUUUGUAGAGUCGUAACUUCAUCCUCGAUGUUUGCAGAAGUUAUUCAUAUGGGAAAUGUUUACAGCUGGAGUACUGCUACGGUGUGUCUUUCAUACUUUGACUCUAACACUCAUAUACUUUUACUUCUUGUAUGCGAUGUAAAGAACGUGAUAAUAAUGACUAUUUCAUGAAUGUGAUCCGUGUGUGACAAGGUAACAAAGGAAAAAUUAAAGGGAGUUGUUUUAUUAGACAAUUGGUGAUAGAAUUGAACAUGUUCUUCACCUGUACUUUGCCUUUUUGGUGUUUCAGUAGUUCUCUUGCAGUCUACUUUUAAUGCUACGAGAAAAACAAAGUAGUGUGUAAACUAACUACCUCUUUUUGUUUAGUCAGUAUUUGAGGUGUAGUGAGAUAUAUUUUUUUAUAAUUGAACACAGUAUUUUUUAGCCAUUGUAUGUCUUCAUCGCUGCAUUCUUUUCACGCUGUUUUGUUGACUAACAAAAUGCAUUUUCAAAUGUUGUUGAAGUGGUGUCUUGGUUGAGCUCAUGAGAUAAAACCACGUUUACCUCACAUGUUUGUCUUAGGCUGACGUACAAAGGCUCUGACUCAUUGGAUCAUGUUGAGUGGUGUGUUUAAAUCGUGUCUUUCUAUACAAUUCUAAAAAUAUUGCAGAAAAGUG
Messenger RNA from Pseudoliparis swirei, 1627 nucleotides. It is a transcript of the gene prtfdc1b, whose product is annotated as phosphoribosyl transferase domain containing 1b. The transcript has 9 exons. Gene Ontology annotation, molecular function: hypoxanthine phosphoribosyltransferase activity; magnesium ion binding. Lineage: Eukaryota; Metazoa; Chordata; Actinopteri; Perciformes; Liparidae. The record is from RefSeq and is a predicted model, not a curated record. The coding region runs from base 98 to 823 and encodes 241 amino acids. Gene Ontology annotation, biological process: IMP salvage; purine ribonucleoside salvage; GMP salvage.